AUAACAAAUGGAAUUUACUAGAGAAGUAGGAGAACUCCAGGGUAACUAGGACACGGAAAGGGAAGAAAGCGUGAUAUCCGCAGAACCGAUUGCGAUGAUUGUACCGCCGGAACUGCAAGACUUGCCGAAAGAGAGUAGUGCCAGUCCAAGCGUGCACGAGGGGUCUGGUGCGAACCCUUCUCCGUCGUCUGAAGGGUUGUCAUCAGAAAAUACCCCCAGCAUCGGAGAAAAUGUAGAGGAGGCCGGAUUUAGGUUUAGGGCAAACCUACACCACGAGGUAACGGAUUGUGCCACCUCCAUUAAAGGGUAUAAAAGACUAGAGGAAGUGGUGAGGCAAUACCAUGUUCCGAGGACAGUUUUAGUACGGACUGGCACAAAAAAUGAACGAGCUUGUAGCGUAGUACGAGUUGGCGCUGACAUAGCUGACCCUCAACAACAUAAAAUUUAUAAUAGGAUUUAUGCUAUUGUGCGUGAGGUUGGAGAUACCUGCGAAGGCCAUCGUGUUCAAAUCGCUCUUCCUGUGCCGGCUAAGUACCACACAGACGAGGUGAGGGUUAGCAACGACCUGGGAGCUUGCCUCUCUAAGUGGCACUCAGGGCAUGCGUACAUGAACUAUCCCACACUAACCCCAGGUGACCUGAAGCUUAAGGACAGGAUAACUAACUAUGUGAAGGGAGUGGGGUUAGUUGAUUUGGAAGCCCUGGUUACCCCUGAGCUGCUCACUUUGCGUGGGUUUGUGGAUGUCACAAACCUGUUUAGUGAAGAAGAGAUGAGUAGCAUGCUCAAGAGGCAACGCGAACAAGCUCAGUGCUCGCGAGGCAGAGGGACUGGGUCUAGCACGCGGAGGCAGACACGCUAUAAUGAGCUGCCCCCUACAGCACCUCGCAGCCCGUUACAGAGGGAACAAGGCUCUAGCUUGGCCUCACGGCCACAGGCCGAGCGUAGAGUAGAAACCGUCCCUAUUGAGACCCAAAGGCACGCUCGUGAAGACUCAGAUGCUGAAGAUGAUGUACCACUGAUUCAGCGCAGAUUGAACACUGGGAGUCAAUCCGGAGCGGUGCGUUCACCUGACGCACCCACAACGGCACUACUGAGGCGCUACCCCCACCAGCAGAUAGCGAGGGCCCCAGAAUCGCAUACCAUGAGGGCUUUAGCUACACUAAGGCCGACUGUCAACUCGCGAUGGUCCAGGCUAGCUGAUAGCUGCAAGCAGUUGACCUCAGACAAAGCGAGCUUGGAGGACGAGGUGAAUUGUUUGCAAAGCUCAGAGAUGGCCAACAGAGCUGCAUCAGCCGAAAGCUGGGCUGACGAGCUGGCCAACAAGGCGGCCAUGGAUGAGGUUGUUCGCGCGGUAGAUAGCACGAAAAAAGCGGAAGCUGAAAGAGACAGCGCCUUGAACGACCUCAACACCCUAAGAAGGCGGGUGGCCGUGGCCGACCAGGACCUUGCUCGCGUAGAGGAGGGGUUGAGGAAGGCCAAAACUCAACACCAACACUGUAUAAGCAUCGCGCGAGCUCAAGGCGCGAAGUGGCUGGUGGGUGCUGACAUGUUCCAAGAUGCCGUGGUUGCGGCUUCCAUGAACACCACGACUGAGAUUUAUAAUGACGUUCGUGGUAAAGUGUUGAAGCACCAACCAGACUUCCCGAUUAACGAGCUGGCAUUUUUUGAAGGUGAAGAGUUAGAUGAGGAGGGGAAGAGCCUUGCUGCCCCCGCUAACACGACGGAGCGGCUCCGUUGGGAGCUAAACGAAUAAGGAGUGCCCAUAUGGCCUCCGUCAGUUUUAGAGGAAGGAGAGGAGAUUGAGAACCUACCUAGGUUCAACUCCUAGGUGGGUGACGCUCUUGCGGAAGAAGCUGAACCUUCAAGCACUCCUCCCGCGCCUCAGCCCACCUCUGCUACUGCCGCCCCCUCUCCGGCUCGUGCUGACACAUCCAUUCCCGUCGAUUUAACAUAUGAUUAGGAUUAGAUUUUUCCUCUGCUUUUGUAGUUUUAGUAUAUCCUUGUUUAAGACACAUUUUGUACUUAUGUUGACACCUCAUGUAAUUGACUUACAAGGAAUACAAUCCAAAUGAUUUU
Rubroshorea leprosula is the source of this 2076-nucleotide messenger RNA. NCBI's taxonomy places the organism in Eukaryota, Viridiplantae, Streptophyta, Magnoliopsida, Malvales, Dipterocarpaceae. The record is from the annotation of a GenBank genome assembly.